This is a messenger RNA of Setaria italica (foxtail millet), 2168 nucleotides long. Its product is annotated as alpha-humulene synthase. NCBI's taxonomy places the organism in Eukaryota, Viridiplantae, Streptophyta, Magnoliopsida, Poales, Poaceae. Gene Ontology annotation, biological process: diterpenoid biosynthetic process. Gene Ontology annotation, molecular function: magnesium ion binding; terpene synthase activity. The transcript is spliced from 7 exons. The coding region runs from base 36 to 1853 and encodes 605 amino acids. The record is from RefSeq and is a predicted model, not a curated record.
UUAGUCUCUUAGAUACCAGCAUCGUCAGUACUGUCAUGGAGACCUUAUCCUUCAAACCACAACGCCAAAGCACCAGUGCUCCUGGAUCACGGCUGCUCGGGCGAUGCCGGAGCAUUUCAGGGAGGUGGCGGCGAAGGCAGAAGUACACCACAUUGCAGCAAUGCCGCUGCCAAUCGCAGCAGGAUUCUUCCAUGGAGAGAGCACGGCAUCAUCCUGAUGAGGCAGACAGCCGCCUGAGCCGAAGCACCGGCAUUUUCCACCCAUCUAUAUGGCGUGAUUUCUUCCUUGGCUACUCUAACCCAGACAAUUCAUUUCAGCAACUACAGGCUUGGAUGGAUCGAGCAGAUAAACUCAAGGGAGAAGUGGCCCAAAUGAUCGUAGCAAGUUCAACUACUGGUGACCUGCAUGGGAGGCUGCUUCUCGUCGAUGUAUUGGAGCGCCUGUGCUUGGAUCACCUGUUCGAAGAAGAGAUCAAUGCUGAAUUAGCACAAAUUGAGGCUGCUGAUGUUAGAGACUGUGACCUUGGUACAGUGGCUCUCUGGUUUUAUCUACUUCGGAAACAUCGAUAUUGUGUUUCACCAGAUGUGUUUGUAAGGUUCAAAACUGUGGAGGGAGGUUUCUUAGGAAACAAUCCUAUAGACCUACUGAACCUCUACAAUGCUGCGCAUCUCAGGACCCAUGGGGAGAUAAUACUUGAUGAAGCCAUACUAUUCACAAGAAGGCAUUUAGAAAUAAUAUUGCCCUUUGUGGAAGGGCCAUUAGCACGUGAAAUAAAAUCCACACUUGAGAUCCCACUCCCUAGAAGGGUUAGAAUCUAUGAGUCAAAGUAUUAUAUCUCUACAUAUGAGAAAGAUGCUACACUACAUGAUAAGGUACUGCAACUCGCAAAGUUAAAUUCAGAUAUUAUGCAGCUCCAUCACCAGCAAGAGUUGAGUAUCCUUACAAGAUGGUGGGAGGAUAUAAGGAUGGAGUCGAUGAUCCCUUUUGCUCGAGAUAGAAUUGUGGAGUGCUUUUUGUGGAUCUUAGGGGUAUACUUUGAACCAUGUCAUUCACGGGCCCGAAUAAUAUUGACAAUGAUUAUUGCCAUUGUGACCCUUUUGGAUGAUAUUUACGAUUCUUAUGGAUCACCAAAAGAAUGUGACAUACUUACCAAUUGCAUUGAAAGAUGGGAUCCAAAGGCCGCUUAUGAUCUCCCAGAGUGUAUGAGAAUUGCUCUGGGGAAAAUAUUGGAUAGCUAUGAAACCAUUGAAAAUAUGCUUCACCAAGAGGAGAAACAUCGCAUUCUGUAUCUAAGAUACUUUACAGAAGAUCUUGUUAGAAGCUUCAACAUGGAGGUAAAAAUGCUCCAGGAAGGAUAUAUUCCAAAGUCUGUUGAAGAGCAUCUAAAGGUUUCACUAAGAACCGGUGGAUGUCCCAUUUUGUCGUGUGCUUCCUUCGUUGGGAUGCAUGAUAUAGCGACAACUGAUUUCUUUAAUUGGGUUUCUAGUGUACCUAAAAUGGUCCAGGCACUUUCCAUUAUUCUCAGACUAGUAGACGACCUCCAGUCAUAUGAGCGAGAGCAAUUGAUCCCUCAUGUUGCUUCGACAAUCGAUAGCUACAUGAAGGAGCACAAUGCCUCGAUUGAGAUGGCACGCGAGAAGAUACUCAUACUGAAAGAGGAGUCAUGGAAAGAUUUUAACAGCGAGUGGCUGAACCCCAACAAUGUCUACCCAAAGCAGCUAUUGGAGAGGAUAUUCAACUUGACGAGGACAAUGGAAUUCAUGUACAACCAAGAGGACAAUUUCACAAACUGCACCAACCUAAAGGAUACCAUCCAUUCGCUGUUCGCGGAACCAUAUACAAAGCUUAUUUAGGAUUUGUGUGAGCACACAACCAAUCAAUUUGUACAAGAUCUGAUUCACAAGUCACAACACAUGAGUUACGAUUUGAUUCACAACACGCGGUGGAUUCACUAGCAAAAAUCACAAACAAAUCAUUCAAAAAAGAGGUGAAUCAAAUCUGGCAGCUCGCGUGGUAGCUCGCGCCGCGCCGGGCCACCUGUGGCCGCACCGCGCCGGGCAGCUCCGCCCACACCGGCCAUCUCGCGGGGAGGGAGCUGGGAGGAGGAGGUCAGGGAGGUGGGGAGGGAGGGAGCAGAGGGAGGAGCGCCGGCCAUUUGCAUGUGCUGA